This is a messenger RNA of Physcomitrium patens, 454 nucleotides long. The record is from RefSeq and is a predicted model, not a curated record. NCBI's taxonomy places the organism in Eukaryota, Viridiplantae, Streptophyta, Bryopsida, Funariales, Funariaceae.
UAUGCGGAUGGAACGUACACAGCGACGUAUGCAGUGGCGAAACGAGGAGAUUACAUGGUGAGGGUGGAGUGCAACGGGCAUCCGAUAUCGGGGAGCCCGUUCCCGGUCUUCUUCAGCGGCGGGAAUGUGCCUCUCGGCGUUAGUAUGAUCCCCACAUCGACACCUAUGCUUGGUGCUUCGUCCUACAUCGGUGUAGGUCAGCAAAUGGGGGCUUUCAGCAUGCCGGGGAUGUUUCCAGCAGGGAGCACAAUGGGAGGAUUGAGUCAAAUGCCCAUGGCGCCGUCUGCUGCAGCAAUGGCUGCUGCACAGAGCAUUGCGGCAGCAAAUGCUUUUCAGGCGGCACAAGCAGCUCAGCAGCAGCAACAACAGCAAGCAGGUGUGUUACAUGAGUUUUUGUUAAUUUAUUUAAAUGAGAAACAAUAAGUUAAUUUUCACAUCCGUUGACAUAUGAUAU